AGAAAGAGAGAGAAUGAAAAUCACCUCACUGAGCUCACUCAUCGAUUUCACCCGCGCGCGCGCCGAAAGCCCUACCGCGCUGAAUCCGCUCCCCACGAUCCGAAAGACUGCUGCAUUUCACAUUGACUGGUUAUAGGCAACUGAAUUACCUCCACUGUCUAAAAAAGGGAAGGUUUCAGCGACAGAUCCUCUCUACAUUUCUUUGAUUUCCCAACUCAUAUGACAGUUGAAUCCGAAACUUCAGGUUACUGCUGAAAAACUCAUGAAGAAUAUGGUCUUGGGAGAACCUUGAUGAUUCCAGAUUUAGAAUCUCUCCAUGGAUCAAAAUAUUGAAGGGCUGCCACAUUACAAAGAUAUCAAACAAAAUGAAUUCUGUUAUCGCAAACAUAAGAAGCAGAAGGAGGAGGAUAUUGCAGUUUGUGACUGCAAAUUUGACGAAAAUGAUCCUGAUAGUGCUUGUGGAGAGGGGUGCUUGAAUGUACUAACCAGCACUGAGUGUACUCCUGGUUAUUGUCCCUGUGGUGUUCAUUGCAGAAAUCAGAGAUUUCAGAAAUGUGAGUAUGCGAGAACAAAGUUGUUCAAAACUGGAGGUCGUGGGUGGGGCCUUAUAGCUGAUGAGGAUAUAAAGGCAGGACAAUUUAUUAUUGAAUAUUGUGGGGAAGUUAUAUCUUGGAAAGAAGCGAAACGAAGAUCCCAUGCGUAUGAAAACCAGGGACUCAAGGAUGCUUUCAUCAUCUCGCUCAAUGCCUCUGAAUCAAUAGAUGCCACUAGAAAGGGAAGUCUUGCUAGAUUUAUAAAUCAUUCAUGCUGCCCAAAUUGUGAGACGAGGAAGUGGAAUGCGUUGGGUGAAAUAAGGGUUGGAAUAUUUGCAAAGCAAGACAUUUCCAUUGGGACUGAAUUGGCAUAUGAUUAUAAUUUCGAAUGGUAUGGAGGUGCCAAAGUUCGUUGCCUCUGUGGUGCAAGCAGCUGUUCAGGAUUCCUUGGAGCCAAGUCUCGUGGCUUCCUGGAGGAUACUUAUUUGUGGGAAGAUGACGAUGAUAGGUAUUCAGUAGAGAAAAUUCCGCUGUACGAUUCUGCAGAGGAUGAACCUUUCGCUAAGGCAUUAAAUAACCCAUAUCCCGAGUAUGAGGGUUAUCUGAAAAAUGAGAACCCAAUGAUCUUGGACGAUAAUUUGGGAGCUGAAUUGCAGCUGGGAUCCACUGCAUUCAUUGAUACCUCAAACAAUUCAGUUCCAUUGCAAAGUAUAGUUGUGAGUGAAAUAAAAAAUGAAGUGAAAGAGGAGACAGAAAACCAUCCACAAAAUACGCAGCAGACCUUCUCACAUCAGAAUGCAAUGAUAUCUCGUAUCAGAAGUAAUACUGCAUGCCGUAAUUAUCGUGUUGGACCUGGACCUGUGGCCAAAAAACGGUCGAGAAACUUAUCUAAUGGAAGGACGAAAAAUUUUACCCUGAAGCAAGUUGAUGCAAAAUAUGUUGCUCGACUGUUAGAGUUAAAGGAAGCACAAGAAGAAGUCUUACAGUACGAGGAAAUGAAGAAUAAAGCUACCUCUGAACUUGAUUCGUUGUACAAUGAAAUACGACCUGCCAUAGAAGAAUAUGAGAGGGAUAGCCAAGACAGUGUAGCUACCAGUGUGGCUGAGAAAUGGAUAGAAGCAAGCUGUUUGAAACUGAAGGCAGAAUUUGAUCUUUAUUCUUCUAUAGUCAGAAAUGUUGCCUGCACUCCUCUAAGGUCAGGUGUCUCUACUGAACCUCAACCUCUUGAAGUGGCUGGUGACAACGACCUGAAAUUAAUAACUAAUUAGUUUGUUUAUCUCUGAUAAUAUGGAGCUGAAUUGAUUACUGUGAUAAACCACUUUUGUCGAUCGCUUGGUGAUGGUCGGGGCAUGCUAGUUCUUAUAGGAGCCUGCAAGAUCAGUGGAGCAGUUUUUAUUGAACUGUAUUCAGAUCCAAGGUAAUUGAAGCCUUCAAUUAUGAGCGUAUUUCUCAUGCUAUUUUUUCAAGCUAUUUUCUAUAUUGUUGUACUCGUUUUACAUGAGAAUCAUUUGAUCUGAUAAUUGAAAAGUAGAAUAGGAAGAAAAUGGAGACAUAUAGUUACUGAUGACAUGAUCGUGAGAAACGUUUGAUAGAAUUGAAAGGAAUAACAUUUGCAUUUUGGGUAGUUAGCAUCAACCUUGUAUGGGUUUUAUCGUAUUUUUCUGAUAUGUUUAAUGUUAAUUUGAA
Molecule: messenger RNA, 2219 nt
Organism: Momordica charantia (bitter melon)
Lineage: Eukaryota; Viridiplantae; Streptophyta; Magnoliopsida; Cucurbitales; Cucurbitaceae
Gene: ASHH1
Product: SET domain group 26
Cellular component (GO): nucleus
Molecular function (GO): protein binding; histone methyltransferase activity
Source: RefSeq, a predicted model, not a curated record